AUGGCUGAAGAAUCUAAAAAGGAUGUUGGGGAGUCCCCUACAUCUACAGACACCGAGGUUAAGACGACAAAGAAGAAGGGAAUACUAUCAAGAAUGUGGAAUGCACUAUUUAGAUUACGUGGAGAUGAUUUUGAGAAGAAACUGCAACACAUAACCAAGGAAGAGGUUGCUGUUCUUGCCAGAAUUAGAAGACGUUCUCAGCGUUGGCGGUGGAUGUCUCGUAAUCUCAUUAUAUUUUCUGUACUAUUGGAGUUAAUUGCAGUGGGUUAUGCUAUCAUGACUACAAGAUCAUUAGACUUGAACUGGAAAAUGAGGGCAUUGCGAGUCUUGCCUAUGUUUCUUCUGCCAGCAUUAUCUUUCAUUUCUUAUUCAGCAGUAGGAAGCUUCACAAGAAUGUGUGAUCGGAAGGACCAUAAGACUUUGGAAAAGCUUCGGACCGAGAGGCAAGCAAAAAUAGAUGAACUCAAACAGAAGACAAAUUACUACACUACCCAACAGCUUAUACAGAGGUACGACCCUGACCCGGCAGCCAAGGCAGCCGCUGCAAGUGUACUUGCAUCCAAGUUGGGUGCUGAUUCGGGUCUGAAAGUAUAUUUUGGGGAAGAGAAUAAGAUGGAUGCCCCUACUGGAAAGAGCAAUGAUGUGGAAGUUGCAAGGACUACUGGACUUCGUAACAGGAAGGCAUCUAACUCUAAAUUUGAAGGCCCGGAGACUGCAUCUAUGUACCAUCCUGAAGAAGGCAUGCUUGAUAAAAUGGAGUUUGAGGGCGGCCUUGAUGAUAUUUCUCAGCAACAUCAAUUGGUUGUUGAACAUCGCCCUCAAACAGGUGGAAUUUCACAAGAUGGGGGAUGGCUUGCUCGAAUCGCUGCAUUGCUUGUGGGGGAGGACCCCACACAAUCUUAUGCACUUAUAUGUGGAAACUGCCAUAUGCAUAAUGGGCUUGCAAGGAAAGAGGACUUUCCGUACAUAACUUACUAUUGUCCUCACUGCAAUGCAUUGAAUAGACCUAAACAAGUGGAUGAAGGGGUUCCGGGUGGAUCAAAUUCUCCAACACCAACUAGCGUGGACAAUAAGGAGGUGGUUGCCAGUGGUUCCGUUGUUGACACGAUUUCUGCUAGCGGUACUGUGGCUGCUGCUGUGGAAACAACAUUGGAAGGUAGUUGA
Fraxinus pennsylvanica is the source of this 1164-nucleotide messenger RNA. The record is from the annotation of a GenBank genome assembly. Lineage: Eukaryota; Viridiplantae; Streptophyta; Magnoliopsida; Lamiales; Oleaceae.